Messenger RNA from Tetrapisispora phaffii CBS 4417, 1206 nucleotides. RefSeq names its product CBM21 domain-containing protein. The record is from RefSeq and is a predicted model, not a curated record. Gene Ontology annotation, biological process: regulation of glycogen biosynthetic process. NCBI's taxonomy places the organism in Eukaryota, Fungi, Ascomycota, Saccharomycetes, Saccharomycetales, Saccharomycetaceae. Gene Ontology annotation, molecular function: glycogen binding; protein phosphatase 1 binding. The coding region runs from base 1 to 1206 and encodes 401 amino acids. Gene Ontology annotation, cellular component: protein phosphatase type 1 complex. The transcript has a single exon.
AUGUAUUUAAACACAAAUUUCGAGAAAGAUACCGUUAUAUUCGGUCAUACAAUAUCGGGUGCUUCAGAAUAUCUAAGUAAGUCAGCUAGAGAUAGAACUAUGAAGUCUGAUUUUGCUUUAAAAGUUGCAUCACAAAAAAACAUGAUCCAAAAUUUAAAAAUAAAUGAGAAAUCUUAUAAACUUGAUUACGAAGAUGUAUCUCCCAAAAGUCGCAACCCUUCCCACAAAUACAAUCAAUAUUUGGAAUAUGUCAAUGAUAAAUUACAAGACGACUUAACUGAGAUAGAAAAUUUUAGAAGACCGAUAUAUAAAAAAUCUGGUGAAUUAUUAAAGCCAUCAUUAAAGAAAUCAUCAAAAUCAGUGCCAAAUAAUCUAUACUUUUCGAACAAAACGAAAACAAAUGAUAAUCUCGUUUCAACCAGAGGAAGAUCAAAAUCCGUAGGGUUUCACACGUUCACUGCUGUGAAACAAUUUGUUAAAAAUUCUAAACCAAGUGAUAUCUCACUUGUAGAUUCAUAUAUGGAUAAAGUUAACUACACAGAAAAUCGUCCUUUGCACUAUAUAGAUGACGAGGGUGAUGAUGAUAAUUUAAAAAGUAAAGAAGUGACAAGCAUGAUAAAAACAUCUUUUAUGGAUCCAAUUCCAAACAAUCAUUUCAAUAACAAAGAACAUAUUACCAGCCAACCAGAAACAAAAACAUCUGGGCUUUACAAUAUAAACUUUCCUAUUUUAUCAAAUAAGAAUCCAAAGAGUUUGAAAUUCAACAUUUUUGUAAGUUUAAAAGACAAGAAUUGCUUCCCACAAGAGUUAACAUUGCAUGUUCAAAAAAAUAAUACAAAUUUUCCAAAUCAAUCACAAAUAAAACAAAGGUCACUAUCAACAUUUAUCACAGGCAGGAUUCUUGUGAAAAAUAUCUUCUAUGAAAAGGAAGUAAUGUUGAAAUAUACUUUGAACAACUGGAACACAUCUCAUGAUAUAAGAUGCACAUAUCUGGGUGAUGGCAACAGUUUCCUUCCCGGUCUUAAUAUCGAUAUUUUCAAAUUCAUUUUCGAUUACGAACCAAGUUGCACAAAUAAUGCCAAUUCAAAACUAGAAUUUUGUAUUCAAUAUGUGACUAAGGAAGGUGAAAAAAUAGUAGAAUACUGGGAUAAUAAUGACGGAAAAAAUUAUAAAGUUGAUAUUACUUUAAAUGCAUUGAAAAUCUAA